Girardinichthys multiradiatus is the source of this 7590-nucleotide messenger RNA. It is a transcript of the gene runx1t1, whose product is annotated as RUNX1 partner transcriptional co-repressor 1. Gene Ontology annotation, biological process: negative regulation of DNA-templated transcription; DNA-templated transcription. Bases 1075 to 2898 code for a protein of 607 amino acids. Gene Ontology annotation, molecular function: transcription corepressor activity. The record is from RefSeq and is a predicted model, not a curated record. NCBI's taxonomy places the organism in Eukaryota, Metazoa, Chordata, Actinopteri, Cyprinodontiformes, Goodeidae. Gene Ontology annotation, cellular component: nucleus. The transcript has 15 exons.
UUUUGCUGAAAUACUUUUUUUGCAUGGUUAUUCAAGCUGCUAUUUAAUUGCAAACAUCAUUAGACAUCAGUCUGGGUGGUUCAUGACCUUCUGCAUGCGCAGAAAGAGUAUAUUGACGGGGCACAGCAGUACACUGUUUACAGACGUAAAAAUGAAUGUUGGUGUCUGUGUAUCAUUUCUAAGUUGUUGGGCAAUGGGAGCCGACAAUAUUAUGAUGGCAUCAUAACAAGACGAUGAAAGGUCAGAGAGCGCAGUGACACUCAGCACCAGAGGCGAGGUAUCCUGUGCGUGCAUGUGUGUGGGUGUGUUUGCAUGUGUGUGUCAGAGCCGCCAAUCACAUUGGGCGGCUGACUUCCAGGAACCCCUGCAGCAAAAACAGGCACUGUUUCCUCAACGCCUAUCCUUGUGCCUCCAGCUGUCAAGAUGUUUCGCUGCGAUUGUCAUGAGACUUGCUCUCUGGGAGCGGAGCAGAGGACACAAAUAGGACACACACACGCAGACUGCUGGCCUCUCUCCUCCUCCUCCUCCUCCUCCUCUUCCUCCUCCUCCUCAGCAGCUCCUCAGUCCCACCCCUUGCCACCUGGCUCUGCUGCGCACCGCCGACUGGAGGCAGAGCGUCGCUACUCCUCUUCCCCACGCUGAGGGAGACGCAGAAUACAACAAACCUGAGCGCUGAGCCCGAGGGUUUCUUUCUCAUCCUUAAAACAACUACUUUUGGUUGGAAUUCCGCAAUAGACGCAUAUAGGAAUUUGACAGAAAGGAGGACAGAAAACCAAACACAGAAAGAAAGACGUUUAUCUUCUGCAUCCUCCCUUCGCAUCUCCUCCUCACCUCUCGAGAAGACUCCCACCCUGAAGAUCUCAGUGGUUGUUCCCACCGUCUAUAAGUGAGAAGCGCCUGAUAUUUUCUGUCUUUCGUGGGAGUUUCAACCCCAUUUCUGAGCUGCUGGAAGGAAACCGAAGAAGAUCUCGAGCGCUGGCUGGACGUUGUAGUUUUCGUCUUCCCGACACAGGCGGCGGAUCACCGCGUGAAAAGGACUGGAAAUUAUUAAUCCCGCACACACCUCCGUACCGCAUGGUGGGAAUUUCUGCCUCCUUUCAGUAUCGCACUGGGAAGCGCUCCACCAUGCCCGACUCACCUGCGGAUGUCAAGGCACAGUCCAGGUUGACGCCCCCUACCAUGCCACCUCCACCCAGCACACAAGGGGCUCCCCGAAACAGCUCCUACACGCCAACCACAUUGACAAAUGGCAGUAGCCACUCCCCAACAGCCCUCAACGGCGCACCGUCUCCUCCAAACGGCUACAGCAACGGCCCCAGCUCAUCAUCCUCGUCUUCACUGGCCAACCAGCAGCUGCCGCCGGCCUGUGGCGCGCGUCAGCUCAGCAAGCUCAAGCGUUUCCUCACAACUCUACAGCAGUUUGGGAACGAUAUCUCACCCGAAAUUGGCGAACGAGUCCGCACACUAGUGCUGGGACUAGUGAAUUCCACUUUAACCAUCGAGGAAUUCCACUCCAAGCUCCAAGAAGCCACCAACUUCCCCCUGCGACCUUUUGUCGUCCCCUUUUUGAAGGCCAACCUGCCAUUGCUUCAGAGGGAGCUGCUGCACUGUGCCAGGCUUGCUAAGCAGAACCCAGCUCAGUAUCUGGCCCAGCAUGAGCAGCUACUGCUGGAUACCAGCACCACAUCCCCGGUGGACUCCUCCGAGCUGUUGCUUGACGUCAACGAGAACGGCAAGAGAAGGACGCCAGACAGAACCAAAGAGAACGGCUUUGAGCGAGACGGUGCCAUCCAUCCAGAUGUCCACCCAAGCAAACGGCCUUGCACCAUGAGCCCCGCCCAGCGUUUCAGUCCAUCUAAUGGGCUCUCCUACCAACCCAAUGGGCUGCCCCAUCCAGGUCCCCUCCCUGCACAGCACUAUAGGCUAGAUGACAUGGCCAUCGCCCAUCAUUACCGUGACACAUACAGACACCCAGCCUCCAAUCACAGGGAAGUCCGAGAGCGAGCCAGGCCAAUUGGUAUGCAUGCAGGGAGCAGGCAGGAGGAGGUGAUCGACCACAGACUGACAGAUAGGGAAUGGGCUGAGGAGUGGAAGCACCUUGACCAUGUAAGAAAACUGCUGAACUGCAUCAUGGACAUGGUGGAGAAAACGAGGCGCUCGCUGACUGUGCUGCGGAGGUGCCAGGAGGCCGACCGCGAGGAGCUCAACUACUGGAUUAGGCGUUACAGCGACGCUGAGGAGCUGAAGAAGGGGGCUUCUAGUGGGCAGUCGAGGCAGCAGAGCCCUGCGGCACAGGAAAAUGCAACCUCAGAAAUUCACAGGGAGCUGCUGCACCGGCCUGUGUCCGGUUACGUACCCGAAGAGAUCUGGAAAAAAGCAGAAGAGGCGGUGAAUGAGGUCAAGCGACAGGCCAUGUCUGAGCUGCAGAAAGCUGUGUCAGAGGCAGAGCGAAAGGCCCAUGAGAUGAUCAGCAGCGAGCGGGCAAAGAUGGAGCGCACUGUAGCUGAGGCCAAACGUCAGGCAGCUGAGGAUGCACUCUCCAUUAUCAACCAGCAGGAGGACUCCAGCGAGAGCUGCUGGAACUGUGGCCGUAAGGCUAGCGAGACGUGCAGCGGCUGUAACACUGCGCGUUACUGCGGCUCCUUCUGCCAGCACAAGGACUGGGAGAAGCACCACCAUGUCUGUGGUCAGACCCUCCAGGCCCAGCAGCAGCAGCAGCAGUCAAGCCAGCAGCAAGGAGGAGUUCCGGGAUCAGAGACUCCUGCUCCCAUCAGCUCCUCAGCCUGCACUCCAAGCAGUGGCACUGGGAGCCCAGCGGCAACCCCACCUGCCGCUACUCCACGCUCGUCCACCCCCAGCACCCCGUCCUCAUCUGCCCUCGAAGUCACACCUCGCUAGAAAAGCUUCCUAUGUGCGACAAGCAACACUAAAACCCACAAACAGCAUGACUGUCCCCAGCUUGACAUUGCCUUGCAAAGAUUCCAAGAAAACAAGACUAACGGAUAGGGACAGCAAUGCUUUUGUCUGUCUUGCAACGUGGUCGAAGGAGGAAGACGAGGUCCAUAAUCAGGUCAUAUUGACUUGCCAUGACUUUAAAGAAACGCAAAGAUAUUCUUUGUUUUGAAUGAAUGAACUGAAAAUUGACAUCAGUUUAUUGUUACACUUCUCUACUCUUGUGUAUUUGUUGUUCCUGUCGUCGUCAAUGUUGUCAUUGUAGCUUAUCUUACUUUCCUUUGUAAAUAUAAAAAGACUGAUCAGAGGAACGCAAGACCUCCACUUUACAAAUGUUUUAUUUUUCACCUUUCAUCUAAGGUUUAUUUCCUCUCCGUUCCAGACCUUACAAAUAAGUUAACUUUACGUACAAAGCAGAAUGACUGAAGUGGUCAAUGCUCACUGCAAAUAAAGAGAUUAGUUUUCAAUACAGGCUGAUGAAUAAAUAAGGAAUGGACUGAACCUCUGGCUCGCAGACCCAGCCGCCAACAAACGGGCAGAUGUGUGGCAGAUUGCAAGCAGAACCAGCUGUUCAGCCGGCAUUAUUUCCCUCUCACUUGUCAUAAUAUCCAGGUCAGUGGGCUGUGAAAUCCGAAUCCGAGUACCCCCAAAGGACGUAAAAGGAAGACUUCUUGGACAGAAUGCAAAAACUUUGCCUACAGCAUGCACACACACAUGGAGGAUGUACUGCGAAACAUCUCGCGUGCAUGCUUGCUGGGUUACAUAGCGCUUUAACAACCAGAAAAUUAGGUUAUCAUCUUGCCGGUGAGACUGUCAGACAUCUUCAAUGGCAGCUGCUGGGCAGCUCAGACCUGGAAGCCAACAGUGUGCAGACAUUCUCCUCCUCUCUAAACUUUUCUUCAUGCUUUUUAUUCAUUUUCUGUAGAUGUCAUGCUGUUAAGCUUUCUGUCCUGUGGUGUCACCAAUGGUUAUUUAUUGAAUAUGUGUUGGACACUUGUGACAAUGCAUAGUAGCUGGAAAUAAGUCACAGUUCAAUCUCUUCAUAAUUCCAUCUCUAACUGGAGCAAAAAGAGAUUAAAAAAAAGAAGCGUUACCUUUUUUAAGCUGCUUUUCUAUUCUGUGUGUAGGUGGUAGAUUCUCCGUAGCUUCAUGAGUUUUAUCCCCUCACCCCAAGAAAAGACACUGCUGCUUAAUUUCGACCCAGAUCUCCUCUGAAAACUAGCAUGUUGCGUGGAAUGCUAAGAUAAAUGUUUUGUACAAGGGACAUACAAUGCUGGGGAAAGGUAUUUGCCCCACAAGAAUUUCUACAGUUUUGUUUUUUGUCACAUCUAAAUGUUUCAGAUCAUGAUGGGUUGCUUUUUGAGAUCUUUUUGCCUACUUCAUGUUGUCAGACAGGUACUUUUUGUGAUUCCUGGUCUGGCAGUAAUCAGGCCUAGGAAUGGCUAUAGAGAUAGAAUUCAGAUUUCCCAAAAACUGCAUUUUGUAUUUACUCAGGAUAUCUUUGUCUGGUAUUAGUAUUUGGUGUUCUGAAAUAUUUUAAAGAAACAAAAAAGCAAAAACUGGAGAAAUCUGUAAGGGGACAAACACUUUUUCUCAGCACUGUACAUAUAUGUAUUUGCACUGUCAUGAAAGUUCUUUUGGCAUGCUUCUUUUCAACCUUCUUGGAGCCAUAAUCCAUCAGCAAUGUUGUAUACUGUAUUAGCAUCAUCAUUGCUUUUUAUAUUAUUUUGAACUGAUGCAGUUUUAAAACAUAAACACAUCAAAAUCAUUUUCCUACUUAGCAUUCUAAGAAUAGCACCCAAAAUGUUUUUAUUUAAAUAGCUACACGCUGUGCAUGUACAUUACUGAAAAUUUGUUAAAUAUUUGUUUUUUAGAAAAAAACUGCAAAACAACCAAAAAAAAAAACAAAAUACAAAAAAAGUACUCUAACAAAGUGAUUUUCCAAAUGCAGAGGUGUAGACUUCGAUUGACAGCUUUAACACUGCAAAGCACCAGGUCUCUCUCACACAUACACAUGCACACACACACACAGUUUUACUACACUAGUGUAACAUGAAACACCAAAAACAGCCAAAGACUGACACCAAGGACCAAAAUCCUGAUGUAAACAUGUUUUAACAAGAGGUUUGUCCACUUAAAUGUUUGAUUUUUUUUCACAGGUUUGGUUCAUGCUGUCAAGACCAAAACUUAUUUCAAUGUCAAAAACUUCAUUUAUUUGAAUCCUUUGUGGAUCUCAACUAUAUCCAUUAUGAGAGAAAAAAAUUUGGAAAUACAACAAAAAACUGCAGUAUUACAUUUUACCUGGAGCAAUAAUACAGAAAGGGGCAUGGUAAACAUUUUAUUUUUCAUGUUUUUUUAUUUGUUUUUUCAUUUCCCAUCUCACAAAUGUCAGAUUUAGUUAGAGAUGCACUGAUCAGAAUUCUCUUGGCUAAUUUCUCUAGUCUUUGUCAAAUUUUGACGUACCAAUACUGAUUUUAGCCAAUUCCAAUCUCUCUUCAAGAAUACAAUAUAAGCAGCUUUUAAAAUAGUUUUUCUAGCUUUCCUACCAAUGACUAUAAAGUGAUUACGCAGCUCACAUUUUAAGCUGGAUUCAGCAACUUAUAUUAGUGAAUAGCAUGGUUAGCUCCAAACCUAAACUAACAUUUCUAAAUGGCUUUCCAAAUCCAGCAUGUCAAAGGAUAGCCAAAGGUUCAAAGUUGAAAAGGGGAGAAAAUUUUCUGUAUUCUGUCGAGCCUUCUUGUUAUCUGCUGAAUGCCUUGCUCCCUCUCAUUCUCUUGAAGCCUGGACGAACUGCAGAUACGUCAUGACUAGUUGAAGAAUAUGCAGUUUCCUUUUAAAUACUGUAGCUGUGCUUCCGAUAACUUCAUUGUUUCAUUGUUAACCUUACUGAUACUUAAAAUAGCUAUUUUUGAGUCUUCUUUCCUCAGUUACGACAUCUACACCGAAGAGGGUUUUUUAUUGGCAAAACCUGGUAGUGUUCAGAUUCGUUGCAUUCAGUGAGUGGGAAAGAGAUCAGCUCUUAGAAAUUCAGCAGACGGGACCAAUCUAGUUGAUUUUCAGGCUAUUUCUCGGUGCAUCUCUAGAUUUACUGUCCAUGUCAGCUUUAAUGUUUUUAAUUUCCCCAAUGUGAAUUUCAAGCUUGACGUUUUGACCAAUAUCAUUUGCAGUUUUCCCCAUAUAAAUGAAACAAACCUCUCAUUUGCAUUUAGAGAGCACUUACCCUGACAUAUUCAAAGGCUCCUCACCCCAAACACCUUGGUGCUAUACAGAAGCGUGUUACAUAAAUAAAUUCUGACCUCAAGAAACAAGAGGAGGCCCACAAAUGUUUGGGGCACUUUGCUCCCUGUAGACUUCCUUGUUUCUUUCCUCAUGCCGAAUUAAAAACUCACACCUGCACUCUUGGAUUUGAAGGGUCACACAGUCCAAAAAGGUGUCCGACACCUCCCGGCUUUUCAGAAGCUGACGAGACAGCCAAGCUGUUGGAACACAACUGUAUGUAAAAUAAUACAACAAAUAACAAAUGUGUUCAUUUUUCUAUCAGGGCAAAAUCUGAGUUAAAUAAGAAAGAAAAAAUUAAGAUAAACUAUCAGUCAACAAUUCUUAGAGAAGCUCUGUUUUACCUGUAUUCCCUUCUCUAGCUGUGCUUUGCUACACAUUUCUAGGUGGCAAAAAAGUUUGUCUCACUCUACCUCUUAGAGCACGAUAAGAGCAUCAGUUGUGGCGCUGAUACUGGUCUAGUCUAAACCAAAUGGGCACAAGAGAACAGGAAAAAUAAAACCCAAAGUCGAAGCUCAUACAGCUGCAAAACCAUAUCACUACUUGGUAACAAUGCAGACCUCAUAAAUAAAUGAAACAUUAAUGAAUAGAAAUAUGAAAAAAAACAGAAAAAAGCUUUUGUUAUGUUCCUGUAAGCCUAUGAGUACACCAAGAGUUUCAAAUGUUUGAAUAAAUCUAAAAAUGUGUGCAAAUUUUAAAGAAAAAUGUUUCUUAUGUUUAUGAUACAAAUUAAGAUCACAGAUGAGAAAUUUCUCUCUUGUUUGUUUUUCUUCCCUCUUUUUUCCUUUUUGUCUGUUGUGAAGACAUGCAGAUGUGCUUGUCUACCUGUCAGCUGGGAUAUAUAUACAAAUAAGCAAAUCUUGUAAAAAAUAAAAUAAAUCAAAACAAAAAAUAAAGGCCAUUGAUUUAGACUUGCAUAACAUUUAAAUUUCCUAGAUAUUAGGAAACACAGAAAAAUUGCAGUGGCUAACAGCAAACUGCGUAGCAUUAACCAGAGGCAAUGAGUUGGACUUCAAGGGGGGUAGGGUUUUUCUGGUCUGUUGGCAAACCGUAAAAAGAAAAAAAAAGUUCAAAUAAUUUGAAGUUGUUGUGCAAUACUUUAUUAAGAUAUAAAAACCACAGGUUAGUGGUAGGCUGACACAGAGUGGUCUUUACAUCACUUAGUCAGCUUCUUCUAGAGAGCUUUCCAGUCUACUAUGUCAGAACUGUGGUUUCUUGUUGAUUUAUUUCUUUUGGUUUCUUAAUUUUGUUUCUUUUUUGGGCUGUGAACUAUGGUCUGUCAGUCUGUGAAACUUUGCAGUAUAAUUCUGGUAUUGUUGUUCUCUUUACAGUGUAAUAAAUAUGUUAAUUCUUGCCCAUAGA